CUGUGGGUCUAUAGUGUUGUGUUGCACUCAAUAUAUAUCUCUGUCUAUCUCUAGUGGCUAUUAGCCUGUAAAGAUUCUGUCAUAAACUUAUUAGUAAUUCCUCUUUGCACUUUUGCAAUUCUUGAUAACAAAUUAGCCCAAAAAAUUGCUCCUCUCAGUCCAUGGCAACUUUGAUAGCCAAUAGAUUAUCAGAGGAAAGAGGCAAAUUGGUCAAAACUGCAAUAUUAACCAUGGAGCUUCUUCUCUUAUCAACAGGAUUUAUCUCUACUUUCUUCAUGCUCAAAAAGGCUAUUAGACCUAGUUACUUAUUUAACAUGUUCUUCGUUAAUUUAAGUGAAAUCUUGAAUUAUUUGAAGAGUUUCUUGUCAUCUCCACUUUAUAUUUGCCUAUUCAUCAACUCUGUUGUCAUCCUUAUUUUGACUUUCUCUAAAUUUCACCACCCCACAAUGGAAUUUCUCAAUGUUUUUCUAGAUGAUCAAAAGGAGAAUAAUAUUGCUGAUGAUCAUGAUGAUAUUCAGAUUCAGCCACAACCAUAUCAUCAUGAAAUUAAAGAGGACGAUAAUAUGCCGAAAAGAACUAGUUCUGUUAUUGCAAUGGAUACUGUUAUGUCGUUUUUUAGUCGUUAUAAUUUGGAUCCUGUUGUAUUAAAAGAAACUGCAAUUGAAGAUGAGAUGAUCCCCUGCAGUGAUGUCGUGAAAGACAUUGAAAUUGAUUGUGUAACAAAAUUGUCUUUUCCAGACGUAAGUCCUUUGACUGAACCACGUCAAAUCGUUAGUCCACGGUCACCAAAUCGAGUACCCGAUACAACCAAUUACCAAGAAAUGGUGAUGAAUCAAGAAGAUAUUGAAGAGGAUGACUCAAUGGACGCGACAUGGAAGGCGAUCACAGAAGGAGGAAACAAUAAGAAAAAGAAGAAACAAGUACUAAAGAAGAGUGAGACAUGGCCAAUUGAGCCACCAGUGACAUCGGCACAAAGCAUUGGUUCAAAGGACUUGUUGCCAUCAGUAGCUGCAGUUUGGAAAGAAUUGCGAAAAUCAGUGACAUUUAACGAAACUUUAUCGAUGUUUCGAAGAGGGGGUUUAAGAGGGGACAUUUCUGUUAGUACAGAGGAAUCCAACAAGAGAUUUGAUGAUUUCAUAAAGAAGAUCAACCAUGAAAGGCUGCUCCAGAGGCAAGAAUCCGAUCAGCGUGCCUUCAAGAAUAAUAGGCUAAAUCGGGCACGUUAAUUAAAAAGUGGAAGCCCAGUGCACUAAAUUUUUGCUAUGUGUGGGGUUUAGGAAGGGCUAAAUCACAAAGAUAUAUUAUACUGUAUUGUAUUUCUAUGAGAGAGUGAUUUCACAGUCUAUAUCUGUGACCUUUUAGUCAUAUGAUAACAACUUUAUCAGUAAAUAAUUAGGUACAAUAACUCUUUAGUAAUUUACUAUGAUGUUGUACAGAGCAAAUUAAAGCCACUAUGGGAGGACUUCUUUUUCAUUUUUUCACUACUAGUAAUGUACUAGUGUAUGUACAACAGUUUGCACUUUUGUGCAGGUGUCAGAUUAGUUUUACCUGGUUUGUUUCUCUGAAGUAUAUCAUUUGCAGUAUUUUCAGUGGGAAAUUUUUGCUCUAGCU
Molecule: messenger RNA, 1611 nt
Organism: Solanum dulcamara
Lineage: Eukaryota; Viridiplantae; Streptophyta; Magnoliopsida; Solanales; Solanaceae
Exons: 1
Coding region: 162-1226 (354 amino acids)
Source: RefSeq, a predicted model, not a curated record